CGUGUUCAUUUAAAAUGCAGCAUUUUUUAUUGUUCUUUAUUUAUUAUUUCCCUAGACAAUGAUCAAAAUGGACUUAACUUCACCAGACAGAUAAAGACAGAGGACAUUGAGUCUCCUCAUGUUGUUAAGACAUGUCACCUGACACAAGGAUCUCCCAUCUCUGGAGCCCAGCUAACAGGGGAUCUGCCCUCCUUGCACCCCCUACAACAGCUGGUAUUGGUGCCUGGGUCUCACCUCUCCUCCUCUUCACCCUUCCUCCUCUCUCAGACACAGACCGGGCACCAGGCGCUAUUGCAGCCGAACCUUCUUUCGUUGCCCCCGCAGUCACAGUCAGGCCUACUGCAACACCAGCCUGGAAUAGCUCUCACCUCCCAGGCAAUGGGUCGGACAGGUUUGGGGGGGUCCUCACUAGACGGCCACCUGGAUAUGUCCCAUCUGCAGCUCCCCAAGCACAUGCCUCCACCACAGCAGGAUGAGCCCAGUGACCUGGAGGAGCUGGAGCAGUUUGCCAAAGCCUUUAAACAGAGACGCAUUAAACUGGGUUUCACUCAGGGGGAUGUGGGCUUGGCCAUGGGGAAGCUGUAUGGAAAUGACUUCAGUCAGACUACCAUCUCGCGCUUCGAGGCGCUGAACCUCAGCUUCAAGAACAUGUGCAAACUGAAGCCCCUACUGGAGAAGUGGCUGAACGAUGCAGAGACUUCCCCCUCAGACGCCAUGACAAAUUCCACCCCCGUCCCAACCCUGAUGGAAGGGUAUGGGAGGAAGAGGAAGAAGAGGACAAGUAUUGAGACCAACAUCAGACUCACACUGGAGAAGCGCUUUAUGGACAACCCCAAGCCCAACUCGGAGGAGAUCACAAUGAUAUCAGAGCAGCUGGCCAUGGAGAAAGAGGUUGUGCGGGUUUGGUUCUGUAACCGGCGGCAGAAGGAAAAGAGGAUAUACUGUCCCAUGACCACCCCUCCCAUGAAGCCACCCAGCUACAACUCUAGACUGGUCACCACCUCCAGGUCGUUUAGUCCACUCGCCGCAAGUGGAGUGUCGUCCAGCUCCUCUCCCAGCAGUCCCAGUCGAGGAUCCUCCCCCGGCACGCUCUCGUCUGGCUCCGGUACACUAACAUCACAGGGGGUUACCCCUUGUCUCAACACUGGGUCUUGGUAUCGGACAUGGAACCACCCGUCCUAUCUCCACUGAAAACUUCUGAUCCUGCCUUAAUGGUGGAAAUUUGCUGGUAUACAAGCUGAAAGCUGAUUUAAUUACAAUUGAUCUUCCAUAUGCUAGUCAGAAGUGGAGAAGCUUUUGAAUUUUAAAAUAAAAUGCAUUAGUGGCAAAGCUUUUCUACUCUGAUUUAAACCACACCAUUAACAAGCAGCUUUGGUGGUCAAAUUGACCACAUAAUGGACCGAAGAAGAUUAAAAACAAACAGCAGGCUACAGUAUCAGCACUGAAAUCUCCCAGCCUACCCAGCAAGGGGAUUGAGCAGGGUUAUUAAAAUAGUGCGACUUGUCAACAUACUGGCAACAAACCAUAAGUGUGUCAAGUUCAAAUGAAUGGAUCGCCUUGUUUCAGGUUCGGUAUGAAUACCUGGUUAUGUAUAGUUCUUAAACCUAUUUUAAUUACCCUGGGGCUGGGAUUUCACAGUAGUCCCCUCUUGAUGAUGUCGUAAUGAGUGGAGGUGUGCAUGUUUUGGAGCUUAGGACUUACUCAGCCCCAUAUUGACGUUUACAAUACUGUUUGUUCAGAACUUUCCCUUGUAUUUAUGUAUGGGGAAUUAAGACAUCUAAAGAAUCUCAGCCAUUUGAAGAUGUCUAAAGCAAAUAUUUUUGAAUAUUUUCAUCUCUAUACAAUUUUUUUUCAAUGAGCAGAUGUGUAUGGGGUAAUUUGGUUUUCAAAUGAUGCUCUUUGUGUUUUGUAUUUUUCUUUGCUGAGGUAAACUUUUUUUUAACUUUUGCAAUGUAUUUUCCUUUCUGAAUGCCUCUGUAAUAGAUUAAGAGCAGACAACCAUAUUGUAUCUUGUAUCUUAUGAACAGAAAAGUUAAAUUAUAAAAUGUCUGUCUGACACCACAUCACUUUAUCAGUUAUUUGUUCUAUGCAAUGUGGUGUUCAACUGUGAGUUUUAAAACUGAAACUUUGAAGGGAAUUGUUUGUGUUAAAUAUUAGUUGUAAAUAUAAUUUACUGUUCUUUGCAUCUUAAGGAAAAUGUCAAUCUUUUCUCUGUAAUAUGUUGUCUGUUUGACUGGUGGGAUGAAGGAACUGAAUUCUACCAUUUUCAGUUUUUUUGGGUUUUUAGUUUUUGAAUAAGAAAAAUAGACAUUAAAGUUGAGUAUUUUGAGAUUAAACAGAUUGUGUAUGUCUUAAGAGAAAACAUGACUACUCCGGUAUUUCAUGACCCCACAUUAAACAUUACUG
This is a messenger RNA of Anguilla anguilla (European eel), 2406 nucleotides long. RefSeq names its product POU class 2 homeobox 3 (gene pou2f3). Gene Ontology annotation, molecular function: RNA polymerase II cis-regulatory region sequence-specific DNA binding; DNA-binding transcription factor activity, RNA polymerase II-specific. The transcript has 11 exons. The annotation marks the transcript as partial. NCBI's taxonomy places the organism in Eukaryota, Metazoa, Chordata, Actinopteri, Anguilliformes, Anguillidae. The record is from RefSeq and is a predicted model, not a curated record. Gene Ontology annotation, cellular component: nucleus. Gene Ontology annotation, biological process: regulation of transcription by RNA polymerase II.